Molecule: messenger RNA, 2815 nt
Organism: Rhincodon typus (whale shark)
Lineage: Eukaryota; Metazoa; Chordata; Chondrichthyes; Orectolobiformes; Rhincodontidae
Product: serine protease 16
Exons: 12
Coding region: 51-1577 (508 amino acids)
Biological process (GO): proteolysis
Cellular component (GO): endosome; lysosome
Molecular function (GO): serine-type exopeptidase activity; dipeptidyl-peptidase activity
Source: RefSeq, a predicted model, not a curated record
UUUUGCGAGUUCCUGGAAGUGGUGUAUGUGGAGUUGGAUUUGGGUUGGGGAUGUUGUUGGCUCCGAUCGCUGUGUUGUUUCUCCCUUGGCUGGAGUCCGCACUCAGCCUGGGGCUCGGAGGGCGGAACAUGUGGUUGAUUAAGCAGAAGGUGCUGCAAUCCCAGGAGCGGAGGGUACAGAAAUACUUUCUGAAGAACUACAAAAUCCUUCCCAUGUUUGGUGGGAUGACUGAGCCUAAGGAGGGACUGUUCCCACAACCACUGGACCACUUCAACAGGAGGAACAAUGGCACUUUCAAGCAGAGAUACUGGGUCAACACUGAGCUGUGGGAGCCGCAUCACGGUCCAGUGUUCUUCUUUAUUGGUGGCGAGCAAACGCUGACAUCAUACAGUGUAUUGGCAGGUGAACAUGUGGACCUAGCACAGAAGUACAAGGCUCUGUUGGUCUCUCUGGAGCACCGGUAUUAUGGGACGAGCAUUAAUCCCGAUGGACUGACCAAUCGGAACAUCCAAUUUCUGUCCAGCCAGCAAGCGCUUGCUGACCUAGCUACGUUCCGUGAGUUCAUUGGCCAACAGUACAAUCUGACCAGAAACAAUCGCUGGAUUUGCUUUGGCGGGUCUUAUCCAGGCUCCCUGUCUGCCUGGUUCCGGCUGAAGUUCCCUCACUUGGUUUUCGCUGCUGUUGCUUCAUCUGCUCCUGUCCGAGCCCAGCUUGAUUUCACCGGAUACAACAAGGUCGUAUCACAGAGCCUGUCAAACCCAGUGGUGGGGGGAUCCAUGAAGUGCCGGUCUGCUGUGGCGAGUGCUUUCUCCCAGUUGGAUGGGAUCCUAGUGGGCAGCAACACCUCCCGGCUGGAGGUCGACUUCAAGUCGUGUCAGAAGCUGAACGGGAGUGAUGACCGCGUGGAGUUUGCUGGCAACCUGGCCGAUAUCGUCAUGGGAACCGUCCAGUACAACGAGGAGGUGCCGGGCAGAAACAUUGCCAACCUGUGCCGGAUCAUGACCGAUCAGAAGCUGGGCUCCGUCUACCAGAGGUUGAUGGUCCUCAACAAGGACUACAUGGACAGCAUGGAGCUGCAAUGUGUAGACAACUCCCAUCAGAACGCACUGGCCAACUUGAGGAGUACAGAGGUGAAACCGUAUGCUAUGGCAGAGCGUCAGUGGUACUACCAGACAUGCACGGAGUUUGGUUACUACCAGACCUGUGAGGACAAGAGCUGCCCACUCUCCCGCUGGUUGACGUUGCAAUUCCAAGUGGACGUGUGUGCCCAGGUGUUUGGUAUUGACCCGGGCAGUGUUCAGGGGGCUGUUGACUUCACCAAUGAUUAUUAUGGAGCUGAUCACCUGGCAUCCAGUCACAUCAUCUUUGUCAAUGGUGACAUUGAUCCGUGGCACGUGCUCAGUGUGCUGAAGAACCAGUCGCAUUCUGAAGUGGCCUUGGUCAUCAAUGGUACCGCACACUGUGCGAACAUGCUUCCUGUGCAGCAGGAGGACUUGCCAUCUCUCCGACAAGCCAGACAGAAAAUUGAUCAUCAGAUUGGAGCAUGGUUGGCUGAGGAACAUCUGUCUUCAUGGUAACAGUGACCUAGAAUUCCAACCGCAGGAAGAGAGUGUACCUUGUGCUCAGUGACUGGAUGUGCAGUGUAAUUCCAAUUUUUUGGGAAAGCUUUUGCACAUUAACCUGGCCCAGUCACUGGGAAUCUCUCUCUCAGGAAUCUCUCUCUCCCUUUUGCUCACUGUAUCUACCUCUCUCUAUCUCCACCUCAUUUAUUUUCAGUGCCUAAUGCAGAAAGGAUGUGGGGAGAAUUGGAUAAUUUCCCAAGUAAGUCUUGGGAUUUACAAUUUUCAUGUUUUUAAUGUAUGUCUGUGUUCCCUGAGGUGAGUGUGCCUUCCCCCAACUUCCAACACAGACUGCUGCAAACCCUGGAUUAGAGGGUGGAGGUAUUCCUCGGCAUACUGCCACUUUGAGUACCAUGGCCCCUUGCUGAGGUAGAGACCAACUUUAGUCUGUCUUGGCAGUGUAUAACCAGCCCUUGCCACCCUGAUAAAUGGAACCACUGAUCCUUGAGGUAAACCUUGAUCAGUCCUGCACCUAUACUACUUCCCUCUGGAGCAAGGGUUGCUCUAAUACGUGGGGGGAGGACAUAUCUUCUGGGUUAGAUCCUUCUUGGGUUCCUUCCUCCUUGAGGGUUUGAUUCAAGGUUGCUUGUACUGAAGGCAUCAUUUUCACUUCUAACUGUGGGAUGAUGCUGAAGGUUCCAACCUUUUCCCUAGGUGACUGAGUACAAGCCAACUUAGUCAGGAAGGUGCCCUUGCUGCACAGUACAUCUUGCUGCUAUCCUCCUUCAGAAUGAUUGGUCUUAUGCUGGCACCAUGUGCCUCUUCCAUCAGUUCAGACUUAGGAUGUUUAGAGAAGCAAUGGCCCCUAUCCGCAGCAGACAAAACUGCUGAUACCCUCUUCCCCCUUUCACUUGUCUGCAGAGUUAAGGUGUGAGGGUGUGCUUGCUGGUUGGCAUAAAUCUAAGCUGUGGACACCAGGCCACUUUCAAAAAAAACUUGUCAGGUGACAGUGGUUCAAGUACAGACCCUUUCUCGGGAAUACUCCGUGACCCCCAUACGUUAACUCGUAAUUAAUUGUGAAGCAUAAAUCUUCCGAUUUAAGCCUGAAGAUGUGAUCAGUCCUGAGAUUCAACUUUUAAAAGUGCUUUAAAUUUUUGAAGAUUCAACUUUUAUACAGUAAUCCACCUGCAGGUUGUUGCAAUUCUAAUUGUGUUUUAAAAUGUGAUCAAAUUAAAGUGUUUGAAAUCUUGGUGUAA